Messenger RNA from Saccostrea cuccullata (small rock oyster), 972 nucleotides. Its product is annotated as ribonuclease Oy-like. Bases 190 to 972 code for a protein of 260 amino acids. The record is from RefSeq and is a predicted model, not a curated record. The transcript has 10 exons. NCBI's taxonomy places the organism in Eukaryota, Metazoa, Mollusca, Bivalvia, Ostreida, Ostreidae. Gene Ontology annotation, molecular function: ribonuclease T2 activity; RNA binding.
CAAAAAUAUAUGUAGAUGUGAAACUAAAACAUUGUCAUCUAGGAUAGUUUUUUCCUAAUGGCUUUCUCGUGCAUAUCCCUGCUUUUAAUUUGAAUAUCUAAUACCUUGAUAUUUCAUCAGACAUCAUUUUCUAUCAGCAGAGAUAUUUCCUCAUAUUGACUUGUUGAGAGAUAUACAUUUCUGGUAGUGAUGACUAGUUUGAUCUCCUCUAGUCAUUUUGGGGUGUUCUUCUCUUUGAUUGUUUGGAGAAGUGACUACAGUCACGUAGUGGCAAUUGGAUUUGAUCACUUUGUGUUGGCUUUCCGAUGGCCGGUGACGUUUUGUGAAAAUAAUGCGUGUGCAAAAUUACCACCCGAUUUUUGGACCAUCCAUGGGCUUUGGCCUUCGAAAUUUAAUGGGAACCGAGUAGCCUAUUGUUCAAACAUUACAUUUAAUGAAAAUAAUAUUCCACAGAAAACUCUAGAACCUAUGAAUAAGAUAUACCCAAAUCUCUAUGACACACAAAGCAACGUAAAUUUUUGGUCACAGCAAUGGCGGAAGCAUGGCACAUGCGCUAAUGUUACAGGAACAAGGAACGUAUCAGAAUACUUCACAAAAGUUAUCAACCUGGCCAGCAUGUACAAUAUUGACCAAAUUCUCACAGACUAUAAUAUAACGAAAGGAAAUACUUUUAAAAUAAAAGUUAUAGAAGACGGGAUAAAAUUUAAAACAAACCACCUACCUUCCAUACAAACUACGGCAGGGCAGAAGCCAUGCUGGUUAUUUGAAAUCCGAUUAUGUUUCAAUACAACGUUCAACCAAAUUGAUUGUAGAAAGAAAAAGUCACCAUGUACCCGCGGUGUUUUAUACCCACGACAGACUCAGGUGAAAGAGACGAGUGCACAUUACAGGUCAUCAGAAGUCUGGGCAACAUCCCUGUUCUCUUUUGUUUCCUUUCUCUCCAUUUUAAAUGGAAUCAUUGGACAACUCUGA